AAUGUUACGACUUGAAUCAAAGAAACCAUCCCUGUGUGACUCAAAUCCUGUCAACAGAAAUACUAUUAGCCGUCCCUUAGCUCAGCUUAAUGAACUUGCAAAGUCUUGUUAUGGGCCAUCUGGUAGGCUUAAGCAAGUCCAUAAUGGUGUGGGAGGUUGUAUUUGCACCACUUCAGAAUCUAAUGCUCUGCUAAGUAAAAUUCCAUUCUCCCACUCAAUACUUAAACUGCUUUCAUCAUGUGUUCUGAAUCAUACUUCGAGAUUCAGUGACUGUGGUCUAUUCACUACUAUUUUCUGCUGCAGCUUGAUAGAAAAUUUGCUGAAAACCAAUUCUGUACCCAGUAAUUGUGGUAAAAUAUUUACCCAUUUUUUAAAUACAUGUCUUGACUAUUUAAAUGCAGACUACUGCAGAUGCAAACUUAAAGUAGAUUUUGGUAGCAGUAAAACUUUACUAGCCAUCCUUCGCUCAGUUAUCACUAGUAAGCCUGCCUGCAUGCUUACAAUUAAGGAAGCAGACCAUAUUACUGCAGUGGUUUUAAGGGCAUUCUUACUUACAAUUCCAGAUGACACUGAAAAAAGUACAUCUCUGGGAAGAAUGAUAGUUAUCCCACUAGAGGGACAGCAACUUGUGGAUUCAGCAGUUUUUAAUGGCUUGUUAGUAGAACUGCCAAAGUGUCAGGAUCAUAAACAGUUUAGUGCUGUACGAGUACCUUCAGGUUAUGUUAAGGUGGCACUGUUUGGAAUCUCCAUGGCAGGAGAGUUGUCAGAUGUUGGAGAUGGAACUUUGGAGGUCAUAUGUGAUGUGCACCCUGAAAAAGCUACCCUGGAUCAGUUGCUUGUCAUGGCACGGCAACUAGUUAAUGACAAGGUAGGUCUUGUCAUGUGCCAGAAGGUCAUUCAUCCAGCUUUUAAACAGUAUCUGCAAGGAUGUCAUGUGAUAGUUAUUGACAGAAUUGGGGUUGCCCUCAUGGAUCCUUUGGUGCAAGUGACAGGUGCCUCAGCCAUAGGAUCCUUUCAGAACUGCAUCCCCAGUACUUGUUAUGGCAUGUUGAUGGAUGUUUGCUGUCUGAAAUUUGGCUCAAAGCAGUUUCUCCAUUUGAUCCCUUGCAGUGGUACUGUAUCUACUUUGGUGUUGUGCAGUCGAAAUGAGACUUCUCUGAAUGAAUUGAAGCGUGUGUGCCACACAGCAGAACAUGUGCUACAGCUGACCCUCAGGCAGCCUCUGGCAUUAUUAGGAGGAGGUUGCACAGAAACUCACUUGGCAUCAUAUAUCAGACAUCAGAGUACAAGUGUAAGUGACUGCACACUGUCAGUCCUUGACUGCUCUCGUUUUGAAUACCAGAUUAUGGCUGACACCUUUUGUCAUUCAUUGGAUUCUGUUGCACGUGCACUUGACCAUGAUGGCAGUGAAGUUCUUAUUGAUGAUCAGUAUGGGCAUUGCUGGAUGGCUCAACCUCACCCUUCUCCAUAUUCUGACUGGAUUGAUAUGAUUUCACGGUGUGGCUGUGGAAUGCACAAAAAACAAGAAAAUAUGAAUUUCAAAGUUCUUGGAAAGAACAAUCAUAUAGUAGCAUUUGAAGGCUGCAGUAACCAAACACAUGCAAACACGGAGAGUUUUGUUUUGGACUGUUUUGCUGGGAAAUGUAAUGCUUUACAAGUUGCUGUAGAGACAGCAAAUCUUAUUUUGGAACUGAAAUAUGUCAUAAAGGAUCCGAAUUAAAAGCAUCCCAAAAUCAGCUUGUGGAAUUGAAGAUACAUCACUGAAUCGGUUUUGGUCUUGAAAAUGAUUUUACCCAUAUUUAUGUACAGCCUACCACUUAUACUAUGUUAUCAAAUCUACUAGUUGUAUAUUUUGUUACUGUUAACUGUUUAAAAAAGAUACAUCUCUUGUCAGAAAUUAGAUGUUUAUUUUCCUGUUCAUCACUAGUCUUGCCCUUGUGCUCUGAUAGCUAAUGGAAGUGCACAUGGGUUGUGUUUCUUUGGAAUAUUUGUUUUUUUUUUUUUCAUUUUCAUCGUCUUAUUUUUAAGUACUGCAAAGGAAGUGUGUACCAGAGAUCAGUUAACAAGACUGUUGUUAAAUGAACACUGAAGUACUGUAUUUUUUGUGUCCCUGCCUUCAUCAAAAUUUAUAAAGAAGACACAAAGUCAUGUUACAGCCAUUAAAGUGAAGCAUGCCUUAACAUUCAGUCAGUAGACAGUGAAUCACAGUUAUGUGUUCUUGGACAGUAAAGAUGUUUAUUGACCAAA
Messenger RNA from Protopterus annectens (West African lungfish), 2247 nucleotides. RefSeq names its product McKusick-Kaufman/Bardet-Biedl syndromes putative chaperonin-like. Gene Ontology annotation, biological process: protein folding; cilium assembly; intracellular transport. The transcript has 4 exons. NCBI's taxonomy places the organism in Eukaryota, Metazoa, Chordata, Ceratodontiformes, Protopteridae. Gene Ontology annotation, cellular component: cytoplasm; nucleus; kinociliary basal body. The coding region runs from base 2 to 1720 and encodes 572 amino acids. The record is from RefSeq and is a predicted model, not a curated record. Gene Ontology annotation, molecular function: ATP binding.